AUGGGAAAUACAGUGGCAAGCGGAAUCACAACUUCGAUUAUCCUGGAAACCAUUCUGCUCCGGCGCGGAGCCGACCAGCUCACGUGGCCCAUGGCGGCACGUACUGCGAUGGGAAUGAGUAUGGUCUCCAUGAUGGCGAUGGAGUUCGCCGAGAAUAUGGUGGACUAUCAUUUGACGGGGGGUCAGGUCAACCUCGAAGAUCCGCAGUUUUGGAUGGCGGCGGCUUUGUCGAUCGGUGCCGGAUUCCUGGCCCCAUUGCCGUACAAUUACUUGCGCCUGCGAAAGUAUGGAAAGGCAUGUCAUUGA
This is a messenger RNA of Talaromyces rugulosus, 306 nucleotides long. RefSeq lists its product as uncharacterized. NCBI's taxonomy places the organism in Eukaryota, Fungi, Ascomycota, Eurotiomycetes, Eurotiales, Trichocomaceae. Bases 1 to 306 code for a protein of 101 amino acids. The record is from RefSeq and is a predicted model, not a curated record. The transcript has a single exon.